Messenger RNA from Synchiropus splendidus (mandarinfish), 3142 nucleotides. RefSeq names its product helicase-like transcription factor (gene hltf). Gene Ontology annotation, molecular function: hydrolase activity, acting on acid anhydrides, in phosphorus-containing anhydrides; ATP binding; nucleic acid binding. The record is from RefSeq and is a predicted model, not a curated record. The transcript has 23 exons. NCBI's taxonomy places the organism in Eukaryota, Metazoa, Chordata, Actinopteri, Syngnathiformes, Callionymidae. Bases 124 to 2952 code for a protein of 942 amino acids.
UUUAUUUUGAAUGUUUCUUAACGGAUGUUACCCUUAGAGAGCUAAUUUCAACGGUGCGUUUGGUUUCCAGUUGGGUUCCACGUUUGUUUUGAGGGAGAUCGCCACCGAAAAAGGAAGAAGAAGAUGUUUUCGAGUGGUAGAGCUUCCUGGCGUCUGUCGUCCUGGUUCCCAAACCUGGACACUGUUGUGGACGUGGAAGCUCCAGCACUGUCUCUGUCUCAGGCCAUCCGAUCGGCUGCAUCAGAGGAGCCAGACGCUGAUGGAAGCCAGCUGUUCGGCAGGAUCCGGGGCACAGUAGUUGGGCUCAACUAUUACACCGGCGUUGUGAACAAAGGUGAAAUGGUCGGCUUGAAGCGAGAGCCGCAGAAUCCCUACGACCGCAAUGCUGUGAUGGUCACUAAUGUGAACGGCCAGCAGGUGGGCCACAUUAAGCGCAACCUGGCUGCAGCGAUGGCGCACAUCAUGGACAACAACCUGGCAAAAGUGGAGGGCUUGGUUUUAUUUGGUAAAACCAACAACUACAAUAUGCCGGUGAUCCUGUCGUUUUGGGGGAAGGAAGAGAGCAGAGGUGCCGUGGUGGAUUAUAUGAGGGGCUGUGGGUUUAAACUGGACACCAGUGGAGGCGUCACGCUCAGUGUUCCUCUGAAGAAAUACGGCUUUCCUCCUGGUGGCGGCGCAAGACCGACCAAUGAACGAUUCACCACGAAACUCAACCCAGAACAGCUGAAAAAUGCCUUCGACAACCUCUUUGAAAACCUUGUUGAAACAGAAGUCGGCGAGAUGGAAGGAGCCCAGUCUUUGGAGACGGCGCUCCUGCGCCACCAGAGGCAGGCGCUGUCAUGGAUGUGUGCGCGAGAGAAGUCGGCCUUGCCUCCGUUCUGGGAGCAGCGAGAAGGCCUCUACUACAACUCGCUCACUUGCUUCUCCACCAGAGACAAACCUGAGAGCGUGAGGGGAGGCAUCCUGGCGGAUGACAUGGGGCUGGGGAAAACUCUCACCACCAUCGCGCUCAUUCUUACCAACUUCCACAAAGGACAACCUCUGUCCGUCGGGAAUGUUGCAGAAACGUCAACAGAAAAAGCCAAAUCUCGUCUGACAGAAAGAAACACUGGUGGUUUCCAAGCAGGAGCAAGUUCUUCAGCAUCUGCUUCUGUGUAUUCGGACAGCCCACAGGCAACUACUUCCAGCGCGACCUCAAGAAAGUACACAAAAUCAAAGAAAGCUGUGCUGCUGGAUGAUCUGGACUUUGCUGCUGCUCUGACUGGUUCACCCUUUGACAACAUUGCAUCAGAUAAGGAGAAGAAAACGACCAGGACAAACCCACAGAGGCCGAGUCAACACACUUGUGAUGAGGAGGAGGAGGAGGACUCGUCUGCCAGAACCACUCUAAUCAUCUGUCCACUCUCUGUGCUCAGCAACUGGCUGGACCAGUUUGCGCAUCAUGUGCGAGCGGAGGUGAAGCUGAACCUCUAUGUGUAUUACGGACCGGACAGAAACAAAUGCAGAAAGUUCCUCUCAUCACAAGAUGUAGUGGUGACCACCUACAACGUGCUAGCUGCAGAUUUUGCGAACAACAGUCCCCUGCAUGAGAUCGACUGGCUGAGAGUUGUUCUGGAUGAAGGGCAUGUGGUGAGAAACCCAAAUGCGCAGAUGAGCAAGGCAGCUCUGGCACUGAAGGCCCAACGACGCUGGGUUCUAUCCGGUACCCCCCUCCAGAACAGCGUAAAGGACCUGUGGAUGCUGCUGGCCUUCCUGCGACUGAGGCCGUUCAACGUCAGAGAGUGGUGGAACCGAGUGAUCCAAAGACCCUUCGUCCAGGGGGAGAAAGAGGGAGUGCUCAACCUCCAAAAGCUUGUGAAGUGCAUCACUCUGCGCAGGACCAAACUCACCAAAGUAGACGGGCGCCCCCUUGUGGCUCUCCCUGAGAAGACCGUGUAUGUGGAGCGGGUGGAGUUGAGUCAGCAGGAGAGGGAGGAGUAUGACCUUGUUCACGCUGAAGGCAGAAGCACCAUCAGAAGAUAUGUGAAUGGUGGAACACUCUUGUGGAAUUACGCCGACAUUCUGGUUAUUUUCAUGAAGCUCCGCCAGCAAUGCUGCCAUCCCGACCUGUUGGCCAAGACGGACGCAGAUUUAGAAGAAGGCGCCGCCACACAGGCUGAUCUGCGCAAACGUCUGAUUCAGAAGCUGCGUCUGGUUCUCAGCAGUGGUUCUGAUGAGGAGUGCUCCGUGUGUCUGGAGUCCCUGCGCCUCCCUGUCAUCACACACUGUGCCCACGUCUUCUGUCGGCCCUGCAUCAUCCAGGUCAUCGGCUCUGAGAAGGAAACGGCCAGUUGCCCUCUCUGCCGAGGCAACAUCAAGAUCAAGGAACUGGUGGAAGUUCCAGCGGAGGAGCAGGAGGAGAAAAACUCGGGGACCCCCGGGAAGUGGAGGAGCAGCUCCAAGGUCCAGGCUCUGAUGUCCAACCUGCUCCGCCUGCGUGAGGAAGACUCCAGCAUCAAGUGUCUAGUCGUCUCCCAGUUCACACGCUUCCUCACCAUCCUGGAGGCGCCACUGAGGGAUCACGGUUUUACUUUUGCUCGGCUGGAUGGAAGCUUGAGUCAGAAGAAGCGGGCUCAGGUCAUCCAGGAGUUCCAGAGCUCAGCCAGCCACAGUCCAUCGAUCAUGCUGCUGUCACUCAAAGCUGGAGGGGUGGGGCUUAACUUGACCGCCGCCUCUCAUGUGUUCCUCAUGGAUCCUGCUUGGAACCCUGCGUCAGAGGAGCAGUGCAUCGACCGCUGCCAUCGCCUUGGUCAGAGGAGGAACGUUGUUGUCACCAAGUUUGUCGUGAAGGACUCUGUGGAGGAAAGCAUGCUCAAGAUCCAGAGACUGAAGCAGGACAUGAUGGAGAAAGCUUUGGGGUCUGAAAAGAAAAGCUAUCGACUCGAUGAAAUAAAACUUAUAAUGGACUUGUAGACUACGAAAAUGUAAGUUUGCUUUAUGCCCAAUUUCCUUUCGUUUUAUUUGAACUAAAUGUCCAUAUCUGAAGAGUGAAUUUUUUAUUCAGAGGUCACAGACGUGUAAUUCCAGAAACUGUUCUUCUGCUGUUGUCACAGCAAGUAAUAUAAAUGGCAGUAUCAGCCACCCAACAAAGUUAUUUCUUCAA